Molecule: messenger RNA, 1134 nt
Organism: Penicillium canariense
Lineage: Eukaryota; Fungi; Ascomycota; Eurotiomycetes; Eurotiales; Aspergillaceae
Exons: 4
Coding region: 1-1134 (377 amino acids)
Source: RefSeq, a predicted model, not a curated record
AUGGGCCUGCAUGACCACUACCCAGCAUAUGGAGGCCGUGGCCCGGGGGAUCUACGAUUGGGUCUCGGCCUGGGGUCCGUAGCCACCAUCUUCAUGAUGUUGCGUGUCUACGUCCGGCUUCGAGUCAACAAGUUCGGGACCACGGCAUUGAUUUUGUCUCUCGCGGCUUGGCUGCUCACUACCAUCACCCAAUCGUUUGCCGUGAUUUCGAUUCUCCACGGCCUGGGAAACAAGAUCGCCAUUGUGGAAGAAGUCGGUGCAUUGCGCAAUUACCUUCUCUUCACAUGGAUCACGGUCUUCUUUUUCAAUCUGGCAAUUCCGACUGGCAAGGUUGCCGUGGCCGCAUUCUUGAUUGAGAUGAAUGCGCAUGGCAACCCCAAGAUCCGUCGUAGUCUGAUCGCCGUCGCCGUGCUGAACAUUGUCCUCAACAUCCCGCAAGUCGUCCUCGCCUGGUUCCAAUGCAGUCCCCCCAACGCGCUCUGGGAUCCCGCGCGACAAGACCAAUGUGAUCACCGGGCAAGUGUACGCUACACCUACUUCGCGGGUGCUGUGGCGGCCCUCUCGGAUUUCUACCUGGCCAUCAUCCCGGCGACCAUGUUGGCCCCGCUGCGGAUUGAUCGCAAGCUGAAAUGGGGCCUCAGCUUCCUGAUGGGCUGUGGUGUCUUCGCUGGUGUCGCAGCCAUCGUUCGCACAUGGGCAGCUAGCUUCAUUUUGGGUGACGACCCGUCCUACGGGGUCGGCAUUCUGUUCCGCUGGGGCGAAGUAGAAGAAUGGGUCGUUCUCAUCACCAUGUCGAUUCCACCAGUCUGGCCGCUGUUCCGACCCUUCACCCACCGAUUCAUCAAUUCCAACGGACCGUCUCGAAGCCUGCCUCCUUACAGAGGAUACAACCAGGAUCCCUCCUCGAAGGGCGAUCUGGCCUCCGCCACUGCAGGUCCGGUCAUUACGACCACCAUUUCGAUUUCGUCUACCAAGGAUGUGUCGGCCGCAGCUGAGCCCACCCACCCGUCAUCUUCUGCAGGUUCUAUCUCCAGAUAUGAAGGCGAAGAACCAGAGGCACCUCAUACAGUCCUUAGUCACACUGGUGGUCCAGAGGGUUGGGUAGAAAUGGCUCACUACAAGAACCAGCCCUAG